Molecule: messenger RNA, 1011 nt
Organism: Balearica regulorum gibbericeps (East African grey crowned-crane)
Lineage: Eukaryota; Metazoa; Chordata; Aves; Gruiformes; Gruidae
Source: RefSeq, a predicted model, not a curated record
GUAAGAAAUCUCUGCUACAUGGUAAGCAGGAGAGAGAAACUGAAGUUGUCUCACAGUAAAGUACAUGAACAGGUCUUCAAUUUACAAGUUCAGCUCAUUAAUCAGGAAAUUGCUGCAGGCCAUACCCUGACAAGUGCACUAGAGAACACACUGUUCUACCCACCUCCCAGGAUCACCCUGAAGUUAAAAAUGCCCAAAUCAGCACUAGGAGAUUGCAAAAAUAACUCACUGAAACCUGGCAACAGACCACUUUCUCCUGACAACAACAGCACUGCUUACAGCAAACGGAGCGUGCCGAUGUCAAAGGAAUUGUUUGAAAUUAAAGCAAAAUCUUACUCCAGGUAUCAGCAUGACAGCAGAAGUAACGGGUUGCUGGCAGGGAUUGGCAAGCCCCGGAGUGAGGUGAAGGAUUCUGGCCCCAUACAGAUGCCGGAGUUUCACCGGGGCCAGCCGUCUGGGAAGCCCUUAGCGCUCCAAGCUGCUUUGCAUGGACAGUCUUCCAUUGGGAAUGGGCGGGUGCAGCAGGAGAACUCGAGGCUGGCAGCCAAGUCCAACGGCCUGAUGGGCAGGGCUGGAGACAUAAGCCAGAGAGACAGCUCAAGCCAGACGCCCUACGAACAAGAGUCCAUGCUCACAGCUCACUUGGCCAGCCAGAGCGGUUUCAGAAAAUCUACUAUAGAACACUUUAGCCGGUCCUUUAAAGAGGCUACCAACAGUCUGGUGAGGACCACAGAAGAUCUCCGGUGCUGUGAAAAGCCAACAAGAAGACUUGCAACAAAAGAUCGCUUGUGGAGCAAGCAGACGCUUGAAGGUGCUCCGUACCAGGACAACGACGGGUACUGUCCUGACUUAGAGCUGAGUGACUCUGAAGCAGAAAGCGAUGAGAACAAGGAGCAAGUGAGGUUAAGACGAAGUAGCUCAGAGGGAGAGAGCCCAAGUAAGGACUUUGGAAGAGAUUGUCACAAUAGAAACAAAAAGAAUAUGAUUUCUCACAGUUCGGUACAAAGGUGA